Lates calcarifer (barramundi perch) is the source of this 1219-nucleotide messenger RNA. Its product is annotated as proteasome subunit beta type-7. Gene Ontology annotation, cellular component: proteasome core complex. The record is from RefSeq and is a predicted model, not a curated record. The transcript is spliced from 8 exons. The coding region runs from base 85 to 912 and encodes 275 amino acids. NCBI's taxonomy places the organism in Eukaryota, Metazoa, Chordata, Actinopteri, Centropomidae. Gene Ontology annotation, molecular function: threonine-type endopeptidase activity.
CGAAAGAGAGGAAGGAGAGGUGACGCUCCGAACAGCGACCUCACGCGCACUGAGACGCGCAGAGAAGCCGCAGUCUGAUCCAGUAUGGCGCUAUCAAAUGUCCUCGAGACUCCUGCAGCAGGGUUUAAUUUCGACAACGUGGCCAGAAAUGCUGCAUUAGAGGGUCUCUUUGAAGGAGGACAGACACCUAAACCUCUGAAAACAGGCACCACCAUAGCAGGAGUUCUGUUCAAGGAUGGGGUGGUACUGGGAGCAGACACGAGAGCUACUUCCAGUGAGGUGGUGGCCGACAAGAUGUGCGCCAAGAUCCAUUACAUUGCUCCAAAUAUAUAUUGUUGUGGAGCAGGUACAGCAGCAGAUACAAAGAAAACCACAGAGCUCCUCUCCUCCAACCUCACCAUCUUCUCAAUGAACAGUGGGAGGAACCCUCGCGUCGUCAUGGCCGUCAACAUACUACAGGAUAUGUUGUACAGGUAUCGCGGCCAAAUUGGUGCCAAUCUUUUACUGGGAGGAGUGGACUGCACUGGGAAUCACCUGUAUGAAGUCGACCCAUAUGGGAGUGUUGAUAAGGUGCCUUACAUUGCAAUGGGAUCUGGUGAUCUGGCUGCUCUUGGGAUUUUAGAGGACGGGUUCAAACCUGAUUUGGAGCUGGAGAAAGCCAAGGAGCUGGUGCGUGCUGCCAUCCACGCUGGCAUCAUGAGCGACCUCGGCUCAGGCAACAACAUCGACAUCUGUGUCAUCACCAGACGAGGAGUGGACUACAUCAGACCGUACCAGGAUUCUGAGUACAAGGACAACAGGAAAAUGAAGUAUAAAUAUCGUCCAGGCACGACACCGGUUCUCACAGAGAAAGUUGUGCCCUUGAAGCUGGAGGUUGUUCAGGAGACAGUGCAGCAGAUGGAUACAGCCUGAAGCACAAUGCACAAUCACACAAUGUAAACAUCACAACACUUAGCAGUAAACUGAAAAAUCUUUCAUUUCAUUCCAUUAUUACUCACCUGAAUUUAAAUAUAAGAAAUGAAAAAUCUCUGACAUUUUAUUAACACUGUCAGAAUGUUUUCUUCCCUGCUGCUAUGCUUCACUGUGAUGUGGGACAGUUCAGAGAAUCUCUGCUGUUCUGCAGGGAGGCUGCUCCAAGACCAUAAUGAGAGGAUUGUAACACGUUUUAAAAUAUCAAAUAAUAAUAAUAAAAAAUGAAUAAAAUUCAGUUUGAACCCCA